Molecule: messenger RNA, 2033 nt
Organism: Trichoderma virens Gv29-8
Lineage: Eukaryota; Fungi; Ascomycota; Sordariomycetes; Hypocreales; Hypocreaceae
Gene: PKA1
Product: camp-dependent protein kinase catalytic subunit
Exons: 5
Coding region: 1-1647 (548 amino acids)
Biological process (GO): peptidyl-serine phosphorylation
Cellular component (GO): nucleus; cAMP-dependent protein kinase complex
Molecular function (GO): cAMP-dependent protein kinase activity; ATP binding
Source: RefSeq, a predicted model, not a curated record
AUGCCUUCCUUCGGCUCAUUCCUCAAGAAGAAGCGGACAAAGGAGGGCAGCUCUGACCCCUCAGCAGCCAAGGCCAGCACCAGUAACGGCAAUAGCUUGAGCGCUGCCAACCCCACCAGCCCCGUCGCACCCACGCCGGGCUCGAGGCCUUUGGAAUCGACACAGCCGCGAGUGACGCCCGGAUCGACCUCGGAUCUAGCAUCAGCUCUCGCCCCUGCCCCUGCCGCUACCGCCGCGCGAGACUCGGCCACGGCCGCUCCUCCCACCGCUGCUCCUGACCCGGACCGCCAGCCGACGAUGAAUCCCGUCAACGUCCAGCCUCACUCGUACGCGCCGGGCCACGACUCGCAGAACCUCCCCAGCAUCAGCAACCUCAUCAAUUCGCCCCAGAAUGACGGCUCGACCAACGGCUACGCCCCCUCGCCGUAUCAGACCACCGCUACCAUAGGCUCCCAGAUGGCCGACCCCAAUGCCCAGCUGCAGCAACAGCAGCUUCUCCAACAACAACAACAACAACAGCAGCAGCACCUGUCGUCGGCAAUGCAGCUGGAUCCCCCUCACCAGCAACAACAACAACAGCCGCAGCAACAGCAACCGCAACAGCAACAACAGCAGCCUCAGCAGCACCACCAGCAGAUCCACCAUGGCCACAGCGUAUCGCUAUCCCAGCCCCGCGUCACCAAGGGCAAGUAUUCGCUGGGCGACUUUGAGAUCCUGAGAACGCUCGGCACCGGUAGCUUCGGGCGCGUUCACCUGGUCCAGUCCAAGCACAACCAGCGCUUCUACGCCGUCAAGGUGCUCAAGAAGGCGCAGGUGGUCAAGAUGAAGCAGGUCGAGCACACAAACGACGAGCGCCGCAUGCUCAGCGACGUCAAGCACCCGUUCCUCAUCACCUUGUGGGGUACCUUUCAGGACUGGAAGAAUCUCUACAUGGUCAUGGACUUUGUCGAGGGCGGCGAGCUGUUUUCGCUACUAAGAAAAUCUGGGCGAUUCCCUAAUCCGGUCGCCAAGUUCUAUGCCGCCGAGGCCACGUUGGCACUGGAAUACCUGCACUCCAAAAACAUUAUAUACCGCGAUUUGAAACCCGAAAACUUGCUGCUGGAUCGGCACGGACACCUGAAAAUCACCGACUUUGGCUUCGCGAAGCGGGUGCCGGACAAGACAUGGACGCUCUGCGGAACACCAGAUUACCUGGCUCCUGAAGUAGUCUCUAACAAGGGCUACAACAAGUCUGUAGACUGGUGGUCCCUCGGGAUUUUGAUAUACGAGAUGCUCUGCGGAUACACGCCGUUCUGGGACAGCGGCUCUCCCAUGCGCAUAUACGAAAACAUUCUCAAGGGCAAGGUCAAGUACCCGGCGUAUAUAAACCCGGAUGCCCAGAACCUGCUCGAGCGGCUGAUCACGGCGGACUUGACCAAGCGACUGGGCAACCUGUUUGGAGGCUCACAAGACGUCAAGAACCAUCCGUGGUUUGCAGAAGUCACAUGGGACCGGUUGGCGCGCAAAGACAUUGAUGCGCCGUAUACGCCACCAGUCAAGGCUGGAUCCGGCGAUGCCAGCCAGUUUGACCGAUACCCCGAGGACCCUGAAAAGUACGGGGGUCCAGGCGGCCAUGACGAGUAUGGCAACCUGUUUACUGAAUUCUAAGGGAUCAAUAUUCAAAAUCCGGGCAUACGCGGAAACGCUGACGACUUGACGACGAGGCUUUGGAUGCGUGGCCCAAGGGGAAAAUAAAGGAGCAAUGCCUGCUCUUUUACUGGUUUGUUUUUGGAUGUAAAAGAUGCGGGUUGAUGGGCCAUUUGUUUAGUUGCGUCUUGGUGAUGGGCUAUGCAUUGGAGAUGGGUUUCCUUCUUGUCUCUUUGGAAAGGGUGGUUCGAUUGGUCUUUGGGGGGCUCGUUUCGACCUGGAGUCUGUGUUGGAAAACGUGUAUUCGGGGGAGGGGGGGAGCUGUUUUUGAUGCUGCAAGGCCAAAAACUGUCUCGCCCGGUAGCCAACUAUACGACGCACCUGUAUAUCCAGUUUCAUCUUUCUCU